Messenger RNA from Spinacia oleracea (spinach), 1127 nucleotides. Its product is annotated as AMSH-like ubiquitin thioesterase 1. Gene Ontology annotation, biological process: protein K48-linked deubiquitination; protein K63-linked deubiquitination. Gene Ontology annotation, molecular function: K63-linked deubiquitinase activity; protein binding; metal-dependent deubiquitinase activity. The record is from RefSeq and is a predicted model, not a curated record. Gene Ontology annotation, cellular component: endosome; membrane. Lineage: Eukaryota; Viridiplantae; Streptophyta; Magnoliopsida; Caryophyllales; Amaranthaceae.
AUGCAUUAUCUGCUGAGGAAGUCAUUGUGCCCAGUUGAUUAUUGCUCUAUUGGAUGGGCUGCAGCAAUUAAAGGUGCUAGCACCUUGAAUUGUGAAAAACCAAGUCUUCAACCUACACCUGAACCUGCUAUUGAUAGUCAGAAGCCACAUGACGAGAAGCCAAUGAUUUUAUUUGAAACGUCUGAUGUUCCUGAUACAGUUAUUGUCAAGCAACCUAGCCCUCCAGCUAUACUUGCAGAGGUGCAAGACUUAAUCUCUGCAGAGCCACCUCUAACGACCGAAAUACACGACACAAUGGAUAGUUCUUUGCAAGAUAGUUUGCUUCAGCCAGAAUCUCCAAUGGAGCUGCACAUAUCAACAAGUAUGAUGGAUACAUUCUUGAGACUGGCUAAAUCGAAUACCUCAAAAAAUCUGGAGACUUGUGGUAUUCUUGCCGGUUCACUUAAGAACAGAAAAUUCUAUAUUACAGCUUUGAUAAUUCCGAAGCAGGAAUCAACAACCGAUACCUGUCAGGCGACAAAUGAAGAGGAGAUAUUUGAAGUACAAGACAAAAGAUCGCUUUUCCCAUUGGGAUGGAUUCAUACUCAUCCCACACAAUCAUGUUUCAUGUCAUCAGUUGAUGUUCAUACCCAUUACUCAUAUCAGGUCAUGUUGCCUGAAGCUGUUGCAAUUGUAAUGGCACCAAGAGAUAGAAACAAAACUCAUGGCAUUUUCCGAUUGAACCCUGGUGGCAUGUCGGUUAUUAGACAUUGUGAGCGGCGUGGAUUUCAUUCACAUGAACAGCCUGCUGAUGGCGGACCCUUAUACAAACAAUGUACAGAUGUAUAUAUGAAUCCCAAGUUGAAGUUUGAUGUUAUUGAUCUUAGAUGAUUAUUGUUGAAUUGCAUUAUUUUUUCCCCUUCCCCCAUUUCUGGAUAGCCGAAGGCAUUGUGUUUCACUCUGGCUUUGUAAUUGUCAGAUAACAGUACAUAUUGUAAAAUGAAAAAGAAAUAGAUGCAUUUUGAUUUUCUUGUGUACUGGCAGUUGUAUUUUGUAAGAUGUGAUAAUUCAAACAUAACUCAUUGUAUAAAUAAUGACAAUAUCAUUUGGUUUUCCAAAUUAAUACAAUACUUGAACCAGAAACUAUA